AUGACUGCGGCAACUGUCAACUCACACCUAUCGCAAAGUCGUGGGAGUAUCUCCGCGCUUGACUUCGGACAUCGGAACCCAUCUCCUGAGCUGUUCACCGAGACACAUAAGAUCGCAGGUCGCGCUGAUGCUUCUAAAGAAACCCAUGAAGUUAUUUCCUGGAUUGGAAGUGAUUCGGAAUCAGAUGACCCGAAAGAUCUUGCUCGUGGCCUUAUUGACAAUGCUUUCGAUGCGUUGAUUAAAGCAUGUUCGCUUUUGCCUUUUCAUGGGCACAAUGCGGCCCUAAUUCUCGGAAAAGUGAGAGAUAAUAUCCAUCGUGAUAUAUCUGCCUACCCGCGCGCACAUUUGGUGGAGAGGAAAGCCGGAAGACAGUCAAUAAGUGCUAUAGGCGGUAUCGAUGAGAACUCAAAGCUCGGAGAAACCCUUGUUCAGAUUGUCAAGCUUGAGUGCGAAUGUGUAUCGGUAACGGGGUAUCUUGGCACACAUCUUGUCCGUGCUCUUGGGGACAUCGCGCUGAAGGCCACCGAAGGUCUCGCAGGCGGAGGAAUUGAAGAUUCUUUGGAUGGCCUCAGGAACCAGUUCCGCAAUAAGAUGACUGCUGUAGCAGAAGAGCUUUUCGCACCCGAAGCAAACUGUGGUACUGACGCUUCCACUACUGCUGACGACAUAGAUAUAGGAAACAUCGGCGAAAACGAAAACUCCACAAUCGAAGACGAUUUGGGUUCGCUUUCCACUGACGGAUGUCGCUGUUUAUCGUCAACUCUAUAUCUUGCCAUCCAUUUACUUCGUGCUUAUUUUGAGGUGAAACUCGACAUUCUUGCUGCAAUACUUGGUGGCUCUUUACACCCACUUGCUAACCUUCUGGACGAUCUCAAAGAUCUUCUUCGUCAGGUCCUCUUUGCCGCUGGGGAGAUUAUUCGACCCGAUAAUGUGUGUCAUGGGUCGUUCUAG
This is a messenger RNA of Aspergillus welwitschiae, 951 nucleotides long. RefSeq lists its product as uncharacterized. Bases 1 to 951 code for a protein of 316 amino acids. Lineage: Eukaryota; Fungi; Ascomycota; Eurotiomycetes; Eurotiales; Aspergillaceae. The record is from RefSeq and is a predicted model, not a curated record. The transcript is spliced from 4 exons.